Verticillium dahliae VdLs.17 is the source of this 1278-nucleotide messenger RNA. RefSeq names its product endothiapepsin. Gene Ontology annotation, biological process: proteolysis. NCBI's taxonomy places the organism in Eukaryota, Fungi, Ascomycota, Sordariomycetes, Glomerellales, Plectosphaerellaceae. Bases 1 to 1278 code for a protein of 425 amino acids. The transcript has 4 exons. The record is from RefSeq and is a predicted model, not a curated record. Gene Ontology annotation, molecular function: aspartic-type endopeptidase activity.
AUGGGUUCCUUCAGAGUGGCCCUUGCGACGGCCUCUGUGGCCUCUUGCCUCGUGCAGGCCGCGGCUGCGAUGCCGAAGCUGGAGGACCGGGGGAUCGAGGCCCGGAUCCCCGUCACCGACAGAACCGGCCUGCAUAAAGAGGUCUGGGGUGCGACGGCCUUUGCUGCCACCUAUGCGCGAUGGAGCAAGGAGGUGCCGCAGUCGCUGCGGAACCGCUACACUCGAGGCCGAAUCCAUCUUGGAUAUCUUCUUCGUCUCCGAGCUCAAGGUGGGCAUUGGAUCAAGGCUGGCGACACCUCGGGCAACUCGGUGGCCUACCAUCCCGAAAAGUCCGAGACAGCCAUCGAGAUUGAGGACAGCGAAUUCCGCAUCCACUAUGCCGACGGCGACUUCGCCUGGGGCAGCGUCUGGCUCGACACGCUCGAGCUCUCGCCGACGCUCAUCGUGCCCAACACAUCGAUCGGCGCGGCAACCUACAUGUCAGACCGGCUGCGCGCCGACAGCGUGACGACGGGCCUCAUGGGCAUCUCCAAGGCGCUCGAGGCGACGACGCGGCCGCCGACGCCCACCAUCAUCGAGACGCUCUCGCUGCACCUGGCGCCGGACCAGCGCUUCAUCGGCGUCGACCUGCGCGCCAACUCGUCGGCGGGGCAGUACACCUUUGGCGCGCUGCCGACGCGCCUCUACACGUCGGCCGACGUGCGCUGGGCGGCGCCCGUGCCCGCCUCGGGCCACUGGGACUUUGGCGUCAGCCGCUUCCGGCUCGGCGCCAUGGCGCCCGACGUCUGGGUCAAGCGGCCCUUUGUCGCGACGGCCGACACGGGCACGACGCUGCUCAUGCUGCCGCGCAACGUCGUCGAGGUCUACUACUCGGCCCUGCCGGCGGCGCACAAGGCUGACGAGUACGGCGGCGCCUGGGUGUUCCCGUGCGCCGACGAGGCGCCCGAUUUCGAGUUUUGGGUCGGCGACGGUGACGGCGAAGACGACGGCUACCGCGGGCGCGUGCCGGGGGCCUAUGUGCGGUACGCGCCUGCGAGCCAUGACGACCCGGACACGUGCUUUGGGGGCAUCCAGGACGUCGAGCUCAUGCUGGAGGGGGUCGAGGACAAGCCGGAUGCCAUCUUUGGCGACGUGGCGCUCAAGAGCAUGUUUGUCGCCUUUGACAUUGAGGAGGGGAGGGUUGGCUUUGCCGACAAGGAGCUCGAGGUCUGCUCGUUUGAUCGGAGCUGUCAGGGGAACCCACUUGACGCGGGCGAGCUGAAGGGAUGGGGGCAGUAG